Messenger RNA from Didymodactylos carnosus, 3009 nucleotides. The record is from the annotation of a GenBank genome assembly. Lineage: Eukaryota; Metazoa; Rotifera; Eurotatoria; Philodinida; Philodinidae.
AUGUUAAGUAACAGUGUAAGUGCAUGUCUUUUAUGUCAUACGGAAGUUCUAACUAAAAAUUUCAAACGACAUUACGAAAUACAACAUUCUCUUAUUCAAUUUGACCUCAAGAAAUAUGAGAGUGUUUACUCUUUGUUUAAAGCUAAAGCUAUAGGAAAAGAAACUCACAAGAGGACAACAACACAACGAAUUGAUUCUUUCUUUCAAAAAGCAAAGAAACCUCGUUUAGAAUCCACAAUUGAAACCACUGACGAAUGUACAAAUACGAAUGCACAAAUUCAAUGUGAGAAUGCUUCUUCACUUUCAACUGGUACAUCUAUCACGUUACCAUCCACAAUCAUAAUUUCAACACAACAAUUAAAUGAUAAUGAUAAUUUGCGUUUUAAUGAUUUUCAAACGAUGAAGAGUAAAGCUGAAUAUAAUACGAAUUCUAGCAUCAUCGGUGGGAAACAUGAUAUAUUGGACACGUGUAGCUCACAACCACAAUCAAUAGCAGAUGAGCAAUGUGAGUCUUAUCAUAAAGAUAUGACAAAUAAAAAUGAUGAAAUACAAUUUAUUGUCCCAAAUGCUGAAGAAGGUGUUACUCAAAGAGUAUUAGUUGGUGCUAAAUUAAAAGUAUUACUUGAUAUUGACUUAGUUACUUUGAUAGGCAGGUCAUGUGAUGAGUAUGUUAGUGAUGAAGUCUUCUUAACAGAAACACGUGAACAAUUAAGUGACAUGAAAGAAAAAAUAACAAAAAUACUGGAAAUAUGUGAUGAACAAUUACAAAUAAUUGAAACGUCAGCAGAUAUCGGAUAUUUACGCAAAAGAAUGGUUCCUCUUGAUCCCGGUAUUCAAUCAUCUCGAAAAUAUAACCGAUCGGAGCUCCGUUAUUUAGUUGAAAAUGGACCAUAUCGUCCAGUUGUCAAAGUAUAUCCAAAAGAUGAGUCUAUGAGAAAGUCAACGAAUCGAUUUACUUCGAAAUGGUACGAUGAAUACACAUUUUUAGAAUACAGUGAUUCAACGAAUGCCGCUUAUUGUUUUGUCUGUCGUUUAUUUGGGAGUGGUCCCGGUUGGGAACAAGGAGAAGACGCAUGGACGAAGGGAGGAAAAAAAGGAAAAUUAGACAAACAUUUUAACAGUAAAUCUCAUCAUGCGUCGAUACAAAAAUAUUUAAAUUUUAAAUUGAUUCACAACAACGUGGAUAUGAUGCUGGACAAAAAUCUUCAAGAAAUGGAACAAAAUCAAAUUCAACAAUCAAUGACAAAUCAAACAGCCAUCACAAUGUUAAUAGAUUGCGCUCGUUUUUUGAUGCGACAAAAUUUGGCUUUUAGAGGUGAUAAUGAUGAAGAUAGUAAUUUUUUUCAAAUCGUAAAUUUUUUGGCAAAGUAUAACCCUGUGAUGGCUAAAUGGUUACAAGGACGAAAAAAUCGACCGUAUAAAAUUCAUUAUAUGAGUAACGACUCUCAAAACGAAUUUAUUAAAUUAUUGGGUGGAAAAGUACAGGUGGACAAUUUGAACGAAAUCCGUAAAUCAAUAUUUUAUUCUGUUAUGGCAGAUACUACACCUGAUUUUAGUAGAAAAGAAAUGUUCUCUAUAUGCAUUCGUUAUUGUUCAGAAAAUUUGGAACCUAAAGAACGUCUAAUAUCGAUUAAAGAAGUAGUAACAAAAACUGGAAGUGGGCUGUCAAAAGCAAUAAUCAAUGAACUAAAUGACCUUGAGUUAGACUGCGAACGAUUAAUAUCUCAGUCAUAUGAUUAUGCUAACAAUAUGUCUGGACGAUGGAAUGGUGUUCAAGCGAAGUUAAGUGAACAUCUCGGGCGAAAUAUUAUUUACAUUCCUUGUCAAGCACAUCGUUCUAACACAGUCAUCAAACAUUCAUGCUCAAGUCUGGAAGUAGCAAAAUUAUUUUCUGUAUUACAAUCCUUAUAUAAUUAUUUCACAUCUAGUACAAAAAGAUUAUCAUUGCUAAACGAAAAAUACAAAUCAAACAUUUUCGCAUUGAUACCAAAAACAACAUCAACCCCUAGAUGGUCAGCAACAUUCAAGUCAUUAAAAGCCGUCUAUGAAUCAUAUGUUGAAAUUUUAGCAGCCUUAAGUGAUAUUGUGGAUGACGAUGGAUCUUAUUUUGAUAAGGAAUCACGAUCUGAAGCGGAUAUAUUAUUAGAUAAUAUUAAAAAAUUUGAAUUUUUGAGUAAUUUAAUAUUUAUGAAAAAUGUAAUGGCAAAUACUAAUAGCUUAACAACGAUUUUACAAAAACAAGAACUGGAUUUGAUAACAGCGUCCGAAAUAAUGUCAGUAACAGUUUCCCUAUUAAAAACAAUGAGAAACGAUGAUGAAAGUUUACACAACGUUAUUAAAUUAUCAGAAAAAAUUUCUGUUAAAAAUGGAAUCGAUCCUGAUUUAGAAUUUUCAGUAAAACAUCGUCGACGUAAACCACCACGACGAAUUGAUGAUAAUCCCAAUACAGCACAUCAGUUUACAAGACAAUCUUAUUGUAUUAAAAACUAUCGUGAGGUAUUAGACAAUUUGAUACUGGGAUAUUCGGAAGUGAUCAAAAAUAUUGAAGGAAACGUUAAAUCAAUAUCAAAACUUUUACCGAGUAGAUUAUCGUCCUUCGAUAUUAAAGAUGCUCAAAUUGUUUCUGAUAUGGUGCGUAUUAAACAUCAUGAAUUACUACUAUCAGAAAUUCAUAUUUUAACAAAAUCUGAAUCAUUUACUGACAAUGUCACAAAGGUGCGUGAUCUUGCUACAAUUAUUAAUCAAUCAAAACAGCAUUAUCCAAAUUUAUUUAUUGCUUACUCGUUUUUGUUAUCUUUACCCGUCACAGUGGCGAGUAAUGAACGUUCGUUUAGCCGAUUAAAGCUGAUCAAGAAUCGUUUAAGAUCUACGAUGGGUGAUGAAAGAUUAUUUCACUUAAUACUAUGUCCAAUCGAAAGAGAUACUCUUGACAGCCAGUGUGUCACAGAAUUAGCCAAAAUAUGGGAAAAAAAUAAACAUCGUCGAAUGCCUUUAGCAUCAUUUUUUUGA